This is a messenger RNA of Protopolystoma xenopodis, 540 nucleotides long. The record is from the annotation of a GenBank genome assembly. Lineage: Eukaryota; Metazoa; Platyhelminthes; Monogenea; Polystomatidea; Polystomatidae.
AUGAGGAGGAAAACACCUAACCAGUCCGAGCCUGAGGCUCUUCUGCUGCGUCACCAGGACUCGGAGAAGGUAGUGUACUACGACACGUCAGUCUGGUUGUUGACUGAGUGGGGCAGUUUUAUCCUUGAAGCCGCCGACGGUCAAACCGGCGUCCUGGAGCCCGGCGCCCAUUUCACCGAUCGAGGCUUCCCAGAACGGCGCACUUGUCUGCAUGCAGAGUCCGGAGCAGGUGGCCACAUACCAGUUGGUGAUGAGGGGAGAGGAGGAGAUCACCUAACCAGCCUGAACUGUAGGCGCUUCUGCAGCCCGGGACCCAUUUCACCGGCCGAGGCUUCCCAGAGCGGCAGACUUGUAUGCAUGGAGAGUCCGGAGCAGGUGUACGAGACCAGGCAGCCGGACGAGCAGAGCUUCCAGGCGGAGAUAAGACCGUCUGUCUGUUGUGCAUGGCCUGACUGGUUGGUUGAUGAAUAUAUGAUGUAUAAUUGGAUGCAGAAGCAGCAGGUUUUGCUGCAGUAUUUGCAUCUCGCCUACACGCCUUAG